Molecule: messenger RNA, 1901 nt
Organism: Odocoileus virginianus texanus
Lineage: Eukaryota; Metazoa; Chordata; Mammalia; Artiodactyla; Cervidae
Source: RefSeq, a predicted model, not a curated record
AUGCGCAGUGGGCGUUCCAGCGCCACCACCCAUCAGCUGAGAAUCGUAGCUGGGGGCUCAGGGGCCCUUGGGUCCCCGCCGCCAAAGAAGGAGAAGGAAGCCGAGGAGGUCGGGGUAACUGCUGAGAAAACUGCACUGCUCACCAACAGCUGAUGAAAUUAUCGAACAAGCGAAUCAACCAUGUCUUACACUCCAGGAGUUGGUGGUGACCCCGCCCAGUUAGCCCAGCGUAUCUCUUCCAACAUCCAGAAGAUCACGCAAUGCUCUGCGGAAAUACAGAGGACUCUGAAUCAACUUGGAACACCUCAAGAUUCACCUGAAUUGAGGCAACAGCUCCAGCAGAAGCAGCAGUAUACGAACCAACUUGCCAAAGAAACAGAUAAGUACAUUAAAGAGUUUGGAUCUCUGCCCACCACCCCCAGUGACCAGCGUCAAAGGAAAAUACAGAAGGAUCGCUUAGUGGCUGAAUUCACAACAUCGCUGACAAACUUUCAGAAGGUGCAGAGGCAGGCAGCUGAGAGAGAGAAAGAAUUUGUUGCUCGAGUAAGAGCCAGCUCCAGAGUAUCUGGCGGUUUUCCUGAGGAGAGCUCAAAAGAAAGGAAUCUUGUAUCCUGGGAAAGCCAAACUCAGCCUCAGGCUCAGUUGCAGGAUGAAGAAAUUACAGAGGAUGACCUGCGCCUUAUUCAGGAGAGAGAGUCUUCUAUCAGGCAACUCGAAGCUGAUAUUAUGGAUAUUAAUGAAAUAUUUAAAGAUUUGGGAAUGAUGAUUCACGAGCAAGGCGAUGUAAUAGACAGCAUAGAAGCCAACGUGGAGAAUGCCGAGGUGCACGUCCAGCAAGCAAACCAGCAGCUGUCAAGGGCGGCUGACUAUCAGGUAAUAUCAGCUGUGCUGAACUGUCCUGUAACUGAGACUUAGAUGUGUAUAAGUGUAUGUGUUUGUGUAAUCAUGUGGCUGGAGAUGUUAACAUCUAAAAUCCUAUGGAAGACAGGCCAGAAAUAUGCCAGUCCUUUAAAACUGGGUUUAGCCUGUCUGUUCUCAGGAUUAAACAAGUGUUGUGCCCACAGGAACGGGCAGUUUAGCAUUUAGAGUCUUGAGGGGAGCGGUAGACAACUCCAGUCUUUUCUGGCAGCUUCUGGUCUCCAGUGUCAUUUUCACAUUUCAGUCAGAAACCUAUUUGAUAGUGAUUUCCCUCCAUUCCUCGCUGUUCCUUUCUGCCUUUCUUUUUGGUCUGUGAUACUUUGGACUGAAGAGGCUAAGAUCCUUGUCCCAGAAAGAUGUCUCAGGUCCUGUGAAAAUUUUAUUAGCUUGGAGGGUCCUUGACCAAUGGGUAUUGGGUCAGCAUUCAGCAUACCCUUCACCAGCAAUCACAUGAUCCCUAAAGUGAAUCAGGUUACUAUAGGAAAUCCAUACAUAUGAGCCAAAUAUAAAUAUAUACAGAAGACUACAAAUAUUAGUACCAUGAACUAUAUCAUUUAGUAUGUAAAUCUUUGAUGUUUAACAGAGAUAAGUUCUCUUUGGGAACCCCUAAAUACCACCCUAUUUUAUUUCCCUUUUAAAGCUUCGUUAUUUGUUGAUGUAGUUGUUCAUUAUUAUUUUCUCAGAAAUUGUCACCUUCCUCUAAAAUUUCUAGACCUGUUCAAUCGCUUUUCAGUUUUCUCGCUGAUUUUAGACAUUCCCUUUAGUUUUAGUACAGUUUUUCACUGGACGAAUCAGUACACAUUCUGUCGCAUGUCAGGAACAAUGAAGCUGGGUAGAGGAUGCUGAGUUAUACCACUGGUUGUGCUCACCAGCAGAGUAACUCUUGUUUACUGUCUUCAUGCAUGAGAUUCAGACAUGCAGCUCAGCAGAGUUAAUGUCACCACAUCGUAGACUGAGGUAUCAUUCAUGAAUAGUUGAACACA